CAAAUCAUCCCUUUCGCAUUAUUACAACUAACGCAAGAAACAAUUCUUCGUGACUCUUGCAUAUUCAGCAAACUGAGAUUAGAAUAUUCAUUCAGUGCAGCGACUUUACCAAAGGUUAAUGUACCCAUCCUUGGCAAACAUGUAUCGACACAAGGCUGAUCAUUGUGCUUUCAGCACGCAUGAUGCGCUCGCUCUGGCUUGCUUCGCUUUUUCCCUUGGUAGCUGCCGACUGGCAAUUUAAGUCGCGUCCCGACCUAGCGCCUCCCAGGCUGAACAUCACCAUUCCUGCAGCGCCAGAUGUUGAGAAAGGUUAUCUCUUCGUUGCCCCUUUUGCAGGUUUUCCCGAUGAACCGGGAGAAAUGCAUGGCCCUCGUCAAGCGGCUCCUUAUAUCUUCCGCGAUGACGGAGAAUUGAUCUGGUCAGGCUAUGGCUAUUACUCCAUCUGGGCGACAAACUUCCAGAAGGCACGCUGGAAGGGCAAGGACAUUCUCUUCAGUUUUGAAGGAGAUCAUAAUGCGGGCUACGGUCAUGGCCAUGGUCAUACUACUAUCUUGGAUCAGCAUUAUGAGACCAUUCGGGAGCUGCGCGCUGGCAACCACAAAUUGACUGACAAGCAUGAAUUCCAUAUUAUAAAUGAGGAGACUGCUCUCAUCCAGAUUUACCAGCCUGUCCCAAAGGACCUCACGCGUUGGGGGGCAAGCCCAGAUCAAAAGUGGAUUGUGGAUGCUAUCUUUCAAGAGAUCGACAUUGAGACAAGAGAGCUUCUCUUCGAGUGGUCUAGCUUGGAACAUGUGCUUCCAGAUGAGGCAAUUCUGCCCAUCAAUCCCGGGCAAGCUGGGUCCGGGUACAACUCGUCCGAUGCGUGGGACUACUUCCACAUCAACUCCGUCGACAAAGAUUCUGAGGGCAACUAUCUCAUCUCAGCUCGUGAUGCCUGUGCUGUCCACAAGAUCAACGGCACCACAGGUGAAAUUAUCUGGCGUCUGGGUGGUAUCAAGUCCGACUUCGAUCUUGGACCCAACGUAAAAUUCUGCUUCCAGCAUCAUGCCCGUUUUGUCUCCAAGGACGGCGACAUAGAAGUCAUCUCCCUCUACGACAACUCCGCGCACGGGACCGAGAACGGCCGUGGCCAUGAAGUUCACACCCAUCCCUUUUCCCAGGGCAAGAUCAUCGAAAUCAACACAGCGACUUGGAAGGCAUCAAUUGUCCAAGCCUUCCACCCUCCAGAUGGCCUCUUAUCAAAAUCCCAGGGAAGCACACAACUCCUCCCCAACGGCAACGCGCUCGUGAAUUGGGGUUCCGAAGGCGCGCUAACCGAGUUUCGUCCUGACGGCACCCCAAUCUUCCAUACAUACAUGGACUCCGGUUUCCUAGGCUUAGGCGUCGAGAACUACCGUGGCUUCCGGUAUAACUGGACGGGUCUCCCCAAUGAGUCACCAGCCAUCGUCUCCCUCGAAAACGACCGGGGCACUACCGUGUACGUGUCUUGGAACGGAGAUACCGAAACCAAGGUCUGGCGCUUCUACCAUGUUACGGAUGAAUAUGGCUCGCGGCAGUAUCUGGGUGAGACAAGACGGAAUGGAUUUGAGACUUUCUUUUCUCUCGAUGGCCGCACUGUCCACGCGGUGUCGGCUGAAGCUAUUGGCGCUACUGGUCACGUCCUCACUUCGACCGGUAUUGUGAAGACGGAGGCAGAGGUUUUGCCGCCUGCCAAUGUCGCUGGGCUGUCAUCGUCCGUUUCGUUUCUUGACAAUAUGCAUCAGGCCUUUUUGGGUCAAGGUCACUGAUAGGAUUGCAAGGUGCUCAGGGUCGAUCACUUCCGUAGAGAUUGGUAUGUUUUUAUGCAACUGGUAUAGUAUUGGAAAGAAAGGCACAAUAAGC
Molecule: messenger RNA, 1881 nt
Organism: Aspergillus alliaceus
Lineage: Eukaryota; Fungi; Ascomycota; Eurotiomycetes; Eurotiales; Aspergillaceae
Product: arylsulfotransferase family protein
Exons: 3
Coding region: 180-1787 (535 amino acids)
Source: RefSeq, a predicted model, not a curated record